Molecule: messenger RNA, 1410 nt
Organism: Adineta steineri
Lineage: Eukaryota; Metazoa; Rotifera; Eurotatoria; Adinetida; Adinetidae
Source: the annotation of a GenBank genome assembly
AUGCCGUUGUCAUCUUCAUCAUACGAUUAUUCAGGUCGACGUAGAAAUAGUGAACAGUCAAGUGAAAUUCUACCAGUUUCUGCAGCAGUUACAAAAGCUAUGCCGAUGACUCGAGUUACUGAACACAAUUCAGAUUCUUUGUCGACUAACCCACUUAAAAGUUCAUCAGUAUCCCAUUUUUCAACACAAUAUGAAGAGAAUAGUUCGAAUAAUGAAAAACAUUCUACUAAAAAACAAAUAGAUUCACCAAAAAAAUCCAAUGGAUCCUAUCAAAAACCUUCAGCAUCCACACAUACACAAAGAUCAGAGUCACCUCGUCGUGUUUCAAUACAUUACGAAGGAGGAUUACCACAAAUGAGAGGACGAUCAAAUACGGAUGUUCAAUCAUUUUUAUCUCUUUCAAAUAAUCUUAAAUCACAGCAGUCAAAUAUAAAUGGUUCAGGUAGUGAUAGAGCUAUAAAUCAUUCAUUAGCACAUGGACCAAUACGACCUAAACCUAAAUGUAUACUACCAGCAACAGCCUCCGGUCAACCUGGUUAUGUCACAGCGUCAAAAUUAUUUAAUAUGAUGGGUUAUGGAUUACAAAAUCAGUAUUUAUUUAUGCUUGCGCAUUAUUUAUAUAUCAUUGAUUGUCGAACUAAAGAAAAAUUUGAUGAAAAUCAUAUCAUCACAGCUAUUCAUUGGGAAGAUGCAUUAGAUGGUACUGUCUACAUAUCAUUAGUCGAACGUUUUAGUGAAAUCGUUCUCUAUGAUGAUCACGGUAUCGUCUUCAAUACAACAACAGAAAUGAAUCGUGUUAGUAAUCGUUUUAUAACUUCUGGUUCAAAAUUAUGUUUAGUAUUAAGUGGUGGUUUUCCAGCAUUUCAUGCAUUAUUUCCAUUUCUUUGUACAAAAACGGAUGUACGUUCAAUUGUUGAUCGAGAAAAAUUUCUUACAAUUUAUCCAUCUGUUGUUCUUGAUGAUCAACUUUAUCUUGGCACUGGUCAUCAGGCGACAAAUUGGAAGGUUGUACGUGAUCUUAAAAUAACACAUAUUAUUAAUAUAUCAUUUGAACAUCAAUGUGUAUUUCCAGAUAAAAUAACAUAUUUACAUUUACAAUUAGAAGAUAUGGAAGAUGUUUUACUUAAAGAUCGUUUUGGUGCAACAAUACAAUUUAUGGAAACAGCAUUCGAAAAUUCAUCAAAUCGUAUACUUGUUCAUUGCAAUCUAGGUAUAUCGAGAUCAACAACAGUAACACUUGCUUAUUUAAUGAAAACAUAUAAUGCAACAUUAACGGAAGCAUAUAAAUUUGUACGUCAACGUCGUCCAAUUGUUUGUCCAAAUCUUGGUUUUCUUCGACAAUUAUUUGAAUAUGAAUGUGAACUUUUUGGUCAACAAUAUUCAAAUUUAAAAGAUAAACUGUAUCAAUAA